UCAAAAUUUAGUAUGUUAACAACGAAGUGCAAUGCCAAACUGUCGCAGCGCUUCACUAACAUAACGGUGAUUCUCUAUUUGACAAAUGUAACUCUUUUUAGCAGCAAUAUCUUCAUAAAAGAUAUGGAUGAUGUCAUAACUUCCAACGUUUCCACACGAUCACUCAUUAUAGACAUGGAUUUGCCAUUCGACAUUAAUCGAAGAUUCGUAUAUGAAUCGGUCAUAAUUGUUCAAUUUCUUCACUUGCUGGUAUGUGCUAACGGAAUGGGUUUAAUAAAUGCUUUACUUAUAAAUUUGAUAUUACAUAUAAGCGGUCAAAUCGAUAUUCUUCGUAAAAGUGUGUUGGAACUUUUUCCGAAAGAAAAUAAGUGCAGUACGAAUCGUUCUAUGGUAAAAAGAGUAAUCAAAAAACACCAGACUAUUAUCACUUUUUCAGAACAUAUUGAAGAUCUGUACUCAUAUAUGUCAAUGGUGCUUUUCAUAUCGGAUACUUUUCUUAUCUGCUGCUUGGGUUUUACAAUGGUUACGUCGAUUGGGCGACCUAAUGCUUCAGAAAGCAUAAUCAGAAAUUUUUUGUUUUACCUCGCUGUGAAUAUAGAGGUAUUUAUAUUCUGUUUUGCUGGAGAAUAUUUGAGCGCUAAGAGCAAGAGCAUUGGAGAUGCUGCAUACGAAUCUCUUUGGUACGAGUCAGAUUCCAGAAACGGUCGAAAUGUAUUGCUCUUAAUAAUGAGGUCACAAAAUCAAUUAACCAUUACAAUUGGAAAUAUAGCGAAUUUGUCUCUAGAACAAUUUAGCGGUAUUCUAAAAGCUUCGGCUUCCUAUAUAUCGGUACUACUUGCAAUGUAAUGAAGCAAAACUACAUUCUAUUUACAUCGAAUUUUUAAUGAGCACUAGCAUUAGUAGCUAGUUAUUGUGUAGUUAU
Molecule: messenger RNA, 922 nt
Organism: Temnothorax curvispinosus
Lineage: Eukaryota; Metazoa; Arthropoda; Insecta; Hymenoptera; Formicidae
Product: odorant receptor 4-like
Exons: 5
Coding region: 13-846 (277 amino acids)
Biological process (GO): sensory perception of smell; detection of chemical stimulus involved in sensory perception of smell
Cellular component (GO): plasma membrane
Molecular function (GO): odorant binding; olfactory receptor activity
Source: RefSeq, a predicted model, not a curated record